UCCAGACUGGUUGAACUUACAUUAAAAGUCGCCUGGGAAUCUGACCUGGAUCUGGUACAUGGACAACUGUAUGGACUGACUUACCAGUCUUGAUCGUUACAAAGGUGACCCCUCACUGAAGCUCGUGUUUCCUCCCGAAAAUUUAAUUUCUCAAGGAAAGAAAUAAAUAAAGGGGGACCUUUCCUUUUCCAACCAUAUACUAAUUUACAUGCAUAAAAUUCAUAAAAACCAACAAAGGCGAGCAAGUGUAACCCCAAAUCGAAGCUCGACUCACUCCUCUCACGCUGACCUAAAAUUAAAACCCCCAAAAUUAUAUAUUUCUUUUUUUUUAUUCCGCUUCACACCAAAAACCAGAGGCUCUUCAUCUUCUCCAGCUUCAGCUUCAACUUUCUUCUCCUUCUUCAUCUUCGUCUUCUCCACACCAGCUAUGAAAAUGCACAAUGGAACUGUUUGCAUCUGAAAUGAGAGUUUGAACUUCAAUUGUGUUGAGCUAGAGCACUGCAAAUUGUGCUUUUCAAUCAAGCUUUGAUUGGUUGGUUGUUAAGAUGAGCCGGCCGAGUACUCGGAGUAAAAAUAAGCGAAAUAAGCAAGGGGAUGAUGGUGACACAUCUGAUACAUUGAGGAAAAUACACGCGACGGGUGAAAUAACCGAUGAGGAUAUAAGAACACUGUAUAAAAUUUCAAAGCCGGUUUGUCAGAGUUGUCGUGUGAAUACUAAGGACAACCCGAACUGCUUUUGUGGUCUGAUUCCACCUUCUACAGGCACUCGGAAAGCUGGCCUGUGGCAGAAGCCAGCUGAGUUCUUGCAAAACCUUGGCCCCGACCCUUCUCAGGAUCUUCGUGCUUCCGAUGACUGUCCUGCAGGCCUCACAAAUCUAGGGGCAACUUGCUAUGUCAACAGCAUACUUCAAUGCUUGUACAUGAACAAGCCCUUCCGAGAAGGCAUUUUCUUGGUUGAACCUGAAGUCUUGGAACAGCAACCAGUGUUGAAUCAACUUUCACGGCUGUUUGCACAAUUACAUCUCAGUAAAAUGGCUUUCAUAGACUCAUCCCCAUUUGUCAAAACUCUGGAGUUGGAUAAUGGAGUUCAACAGGACAGUCAUGAAUUUCUGACGUUAUUGUUGUCUUUGUUGGAACGUUGUCUAAGCCACUCUAAAGUUUUGAAGGCAAAAUCCAUUGUUCAAGAUCUUUUUCGUGGAAGUGUGUCACAUGUUACGAGGUGCGCAAGAUGUGGAAAAGACUCGGAGGCUUCUUCAAAGAUGGAAGACUUUUAUGAAUUGGAGUUGAAUGUGAAGGGUUUGAAAAGUUUGGAUGAAAGUUUAGAUGAUUAUCUUAGUGUUGAAAAGCUUCAGGGAGACAAUCAGUAUUUCUGUGAGUCGUGUAAAACAAGGGUCGAUGCUACUCGAAGCAUCAAGUUGCGCACAUUGCCUACUUUUCUGAAUUUUCAGCUGAAGCGAUAUGUUUUCCUUCCGAAGACGACAACAAGGAAGAAGAUUACAUCUCCAUUCAUUUUUCCUGGAGUACUUGAUAUGAGGCAGCGGCUAUCUGAGCCUUCUCAAAUUGAAUCAAUUUAUGAUUUGUCGGCUGUGCUAAUACACAAGGGAACUGCAGUUAACAGUGGCCACUAUGUAGCACAUAUCAAGGAUGAGAAGACCGGGAAGUGGUGGGAAUUUGACGAUGAGCAUGUCACAUACUUAGGUACUCACCCGUUUGGCGAAGAGACUUCUGGUUCCAAUAGCAGGCCUGAAAAACCUGAACCAGUUAAUCCAUCUUGCUCAGGACAAAAUGGUGUUUCCAAUGGUGAUAACAUGGAAAUUGAUUACCAACAACCUACUACAUCUAGUAGUGACAUGGGGAAAUUUACAUCAAGUGAUGCGUAUAUGCUGAUGUAUACUCUCAGGCCCUCCCAGAAAGAUGACAGCAAAGCUCAUGCUGAAUGCAUUUCCAACAACAGGAAGAUAGAUGCUGAUAGUGUUUCUGGUUCUCUUCCUUAUAAUAUCUGUGAAGAGAUUAAAAGCAGUAAUGCAUUAUAUCUUGAUUCUUGCCAACAAUACACACUUAAGAGAGAUGAAGAGAUGAAUCAUCUCAAAGAACGGAAACAGGAAGUGCGUUCAAUUUUGUCUGAAGCUCCCGUUCGGUCACUUGAGGAACCUUUCUUCUGGGUUUCGACAGAUUGGCUUCGUCAAUGGGCUGACAGCAUUACUCCACCUAUUCUUGACAAUACCACCAUCCAGUGUGUGCAUGGAAAAGUUCCAGCAUCAAAGGUUGGCUGCAUGAAGCGGUUGUCUGCUGAAGCUUGGACAAAAUUGUUCUCUAAGUACAAAGGGGGCCCAACUCUGACCAAUGAUGACGCCUGCACGACUUGCCUUACUGAUGGGGCUCGAGAUGUGGUCUCCGCUGACAGCUAUAGGGAUAGGAGAAUAUUAAUGAAGCAAGUUGCUGAGGAUGCCAUUGCAGGGAGGUGCUCAGAUGGAACAUACUAUGUUUCUAGAUCAUGGUUGCAGCAGUGGCUUAAAAGAAAAAUCCUUGAUGCUCCAUCUGAAGCUGAUGCAGGACCAUCAGUUUCAAUCAGGUGUCCUCAUGGGCAGCUUUUGCCAGAACAAGCCAGUGGCGCUAAGAGAGUGCUUGUUCCUGAGAUACUCUGGCUCUUUCUUUAUGAAGAUGCUUUAACAGUUAAACCUGCCGAGGACCUGGGGUGUUUAACUUUUCCAUCAGACUCUCUACAGUGUUCUGAGUGCAGUGAUGAACUAUCUGAAGUUGCAUGCAUGGAGGAUUCUUUAAGAUUGGUGAGGGAAAAACAGCGUCAAACUCAUGAUAAAUUAGCUGCCGGGAAAAGUAUUCCACUUUCUCUGCAUUGCAAGUAUAACUUGAUACCUUAUACUUGGCUUGCAAGAUGGAGAACCUAUGUUAACGCUAACGGAAGGAAUCUUUCUUCAGUAGAGAAACCAGAAACCUUAGAUGGCAUCAUGGAUUCGGUUAAGUGUGAAAAGCACGCACGACUUCAAGAAAGGCCUGUUGAUCUGGUCUGUAAACGCGGUUUAAUUUCGCAGAAGACUACCCCUGUGGAUGGGUUAAUAUUCAUUACUGAGAGUGAUUGGAAAUCCUUCUGUGAGGAAUGGGGUGGUAUUGAGGAGAAAGGUGUAUCUGCUGAAAUCAAGUUGAGUAAUACUGAAAGAAAUCACGUGGCAGGGUCCUGUGAUGAUAUGCAAAUCUGUGAGGAGGACCUCGGUACUUUAAAUCUUCUGAAUAGUGAAGUUGAUUCUAGAUCUCUUGUGAUCAGGACUUGCCCUGAGAUUUGCGAGGAUUGCAUUGGAGAGAAAGAAAGCAGGGAGCUGAUGCGAAAGCUGGAGUACUGCAAUGAGGAUAUAUACGUAUACUUGGUGCAUGGAAAGGAAGCUCCAAAAUAUAUUCUACAAGCAUCUGAGACUAGUUUUGAUCCGGAUCGUAGAGUUUCCAAGCGCUCUCGAAAGACAAACACUGGAGAUCAAAUAAGUUUGAAAGUCUCUGGUUCUACCUCGAUAUACCAGUUAAAGAUGAUGAUAUGGGAAUCUUUUGGGGUUGUUAAGGAAAACCAGAUACUUCACAAAGGUACCCAUACAAUUGACAGUGAAUGUGCUACCCUAGCAGAUUUGAACAUAUUCCCUGGGGAUAAGCUUUGGGUGACUGAUUCGGAGAUCCAUGAGAACCGGGAUAUUGCUGAUGAGCUUUCUGACCAGAAAAUGGAUGUUCAACACAGUGAAGAGGGUUUCCGAGGGACACUUUUGACGGCAAAUAUUUCAUCCCAAGUUGUUUAAGAGGCAUGUUUUAGCUAGUUAAAUGUCAGAAUAGGGGAUUUUGUAAAUUUGACUGAGGGGAGGUCUUGAAUUUUUAAUCUUCAGACGGCAUGUUGGAAGACCUGCAUUUUUAGAAGCAGUUCUUGAACCUAGUAUUGGUGAGCUGCCUGCACCUAGGAAGGCUGGUUCAAUGUGUAAAGUAGAUUGUCCUAGCCCUCCCCCUCCUCCCCAGUGAAAGGAAUUCAAGACAUUGCCGUUGUUGGCUCAUGUAUCUUCUGGUCUGAGUGUUGUUCUAUCUAGUACUGGUCAUUUGUCUGUUCAUAAGAUGUUAGCGUGCCUUUUUUCCGAAUGUACAUGUUGUGAAAAAAUGUUUUCUGAGUGCGAAGUAAUUACUCAUGCGGUU
Molecule: messenger RNA, 4176 nt
Organism: Argentina anserina (silverweed cinquefoil)
Lineage: Eukaryota; Viridiplantae; Streptophyta; Magnoliopsida; Rosales; Rosaceae
Product: ubiquitin carboxyl-terminal hydrolase 26
Exons: 16
Coding region: 546-3794 (1082 amino acids)
Biological process (GO): protein deubiquitination
Cellular component (GO): cytosol; nucleus
Molecular function (GO): cysteine-type endopeptidase activity; cysteine-type deubiquitinase activity
Source: RefSeq, a predicted model, not a curated record